GGCAGGAGGGAGCCGGGAGCCCCGCCGCGGAGGCGCUGCGCUACCCGGAGCCUCACGGCCAUUUGCUUUAAUUCUUUUAUUGCCCCCCGGCCGCCUCCUCCUCCCUGCCCGCAGGAGCCAGCCGAGGCGGCGGGGGCUGCAUCCCCCCCUCCCCCCCUUUUUUUUUUAAUUUUUUUUUUUUUUUUUAAAUUUUCAUCGCCGCCAUGGGAUGUACCCUGAGUGCUGAGGAAAGAGCCGCCCUGGAGCGGAGCAAGGCCAUCGAGAAGAACCUGAAGGAGGACGGGAUCAGCGCGGCCAAAGACGUGAAACUCCUCCUGCUCGGAGCCGGAGAGUCGGGAAAAAGCACCAUCGUGAAGCAAAUGAAGAUCAUCCAUGAGGACGGCUUCUCUGGAGAAGACGUGAAGCAGUACAAGCCAGUGGUGUACAGCAACACUAUACAGUCACUGGCAGCUAUUGUCCGUGCCAUGGACACCCUGGGCAUUGAGUAUGGUGAUAAGGAGCGACGGGCUGAUGCCAAGAUGGUCUGCGAUGUCGUAAGUCGGAUGGAGGACACAGAGCCCUUCUCUCCAGAGCUGCUGUCAGCUAUGAUGAGGCUCUGGGCAGACUCUGGGAUCCAAGAAUGCUUCAACCGGUCCCGGGAAUAUCAACUUAACGACUCAGCCCAAUACUACCUAGACAGCUUAGAUCGAAUUGGAGCUGCAGACUACCAGCCCACGGAGCAGGAUAUCCUCCGAACCAGGGUCAAAACAACUGGCAUCGUAGAAACCCAUUUCACAUUCAAAAACCUCCACUUCAGGCUCUUCGAUGUCGGGGGCCAGCGGUCAGAACGCAAGAAGUGGAUCCACUGCUUCGAGGACGUCACAGCCAUCAUCUUCUGUGUCGCUCUGAGUGGCUACGACCAGGUGCUCCAUGAAGACGAAACCACGAACCGCAUGCACGAAUCUCUGAAGCUUUUUGACAGCAUCUGCAACAACAAAUGGUUCACAGAUACAUCUAUCAUCCUGUUUCUAAACAAGAAGGACAUAUUUGAGGAGAAAAUUAAGAAAUCUCCACUGAGUAUCUGCUUUCCUGAGUACACAGGCCCCAACGCUUUCACGGAGGCGGUGGCGUACAUCCAGACCCAGUACGAGAGCAAGAACAAGUCUGCCAACAAGGAGAUCUACACUCACAUCACCUGCGCCACCGACACCAACAACAUCCAGUUCGUCUUCGACGCCGUCACGGAUGUCAUCAUCGCCAACAACCUGCGGGGGUGUGGACUCUACUGAAGCUCCCUCCUCCC
Sturnus vulgaris (Common starling) is the source of this 1282-nucleotide messenger RNA. RefSeq names its product G protein subunit alpha o1 (gene GNAO1). The record is from RefSeq and is a predicted model, not a curated record. Gene Ontology annotation, biological process: G protein-coupled dopamine receptor signaling pathway; adenylate cyclase-modulating G protein-coupled receptor signaling pathway. Gene Ontology annotation, molecular function: G-protein beta/gamma-subunit complex binding; corticotropin-releasing hormone receptor 1 binding; mu-type opioid receptor binding. Gene Ontology annotation, cellular component: heterotrimeric G-protein complex; cytoplasm. Lineage: Eukaryota; Metazoa; Chordata; Aves; Passeriformes; Sturnidae.